GGUAUGUAUUUUUCUACCCAUCAUUUGGCCAAAAACACAACCUCCGCCGGCGGAAUAGGAUUGAUUUAAUGGAUGCCAGGGCAGCCGUCGCAGCCUCCUCCUCCUCCCCAAAACAAUGGAAGCACGACGUGUUCUUGAGCUUCAGAGGUGAAGACACGCGCAAGACCUUCACCGACAACCUCUACUGGACAUUAAAAGACAACAAGGUCAACGUCUUCAUCGACGAGAACGAACUACGACGAGGGGAAAAUAUAACAGACGAGCUAGUGGAAGCGAUCAAACGGUCCAGGAUCGCCGUCGUUGUCUUCUCGAAGCGGUACGCGGAUUCGAGAUGGUGUCUUGAGGAGCUGGAGAAGAUCGUGGAAUGUAGAGAAACAAUGGGUCAAACUGUUUUGCCUAUUUUCUACGAUGUUGAUCCUUCCGAAGUUAGGCACCAGACUGGUAGUUUUGCCACGGCAUUUGAGAAGCAUGAAGAGUGCUUCGAUGGCGAUACGGUGCAGAGGUGGAGAUCGGCUUUCACUCUAGCUGCAAAUUUGGCUGGUGGGAAUCUUAGAAACGCUGAUGGGUACGAAGGAAAGUUUAUAAGGAAAGUUGUCGACGACAUCACUCGAAGACUGAAGUUUCUGAACAGCACAUAUCCAGAUGUAUCCAUGAACCAAAUUGGCAUAGAUUCUCGCGUGCAACUUAUCAGUAACGAGUUAGAUGUCGGAGGAUCAAAUAAUGUUCGCAUUAUUGGAAUUUUGGGUAUGGUUGGGACGGGCAAGACAACGGUUGCAAAAGCCAUUUUCCACAGAGUUCAUCAAAUGUUUGAAGGUAGCUGUUUCCUUUCAAAAGUGAGGGAAGAGGAUAUGGUUAAAUUGCAAAACAAGCUUCUUAGUGAUAUCUUGAAACCAGCUAAUGUAGAGGUAAGUAGUGUCGAUCAGGGGACUAAGGAGAUAGAAAGAAGACUUGGCCUCAUGAGGGUGCUUGUCAUAAUUGAUGACGUAGAUUGUGUGAAACAAUUACAUGAGUUGGCUAUAAAUCGUGACACGUUUGGUCCAGGGAGUAGAAUUAUUAUAAUAACAAGAGACGAACACUUGCUAAAGAUACUUGAAGUGGAUAAGACAUGUACCGCACAAAUAAUGAAUAAAGAAGAAGCUCUUAAGCUCUUUUGUUGCCAUGCCUUUUCGGAGAGUUAUCCUGCUGAUGAAGAAUAUCUUGAACUGUCGAGCAAAGUUGUCGAUUACUGCGGAGGUUUGCCACUAGCACUUGAAGUAUUAGGUUCUUAUUUAUGUACGAAACUCAAAAGUGAAUGGAGAAGUGCAUUGCGUAAAUUGAAAAGACAUCCUCAUAUGCCAAUUCAUGAAAAGCUUAAAAUAAGCUACGAUGGGCUAAUUGAUGAUGGCGUGAAGGAUAUAUUCCUUGAUAUAUCUUGUUUCUUUAUUGGAAUGAACAAGGAACAUGUCAUGGCAAUAUUGGAUGGCUGUAACUUUGAUCCAGAAAUAGGAAUCGGAGAACUCCGUGAUCGAGGCCUUGUAACUGUUGAUGAAGGAAACAACCUGGUAAUGCAUGAUUUGCUUCGAGAUAUGGGCAGACAAAUCGUACGUGCAAAAUCCCCUAACAUCCUUGGAAAACGUUGUAGAUUGUGGGAUCAAGAAGAUGUAAAAGACGUGUUGAGGAGCAAAUCUGGAACAGAGUUCGUUGAAGGACUCGUGUUAGAUUUGCAAGAACCUGACAAGGCUAACUUCAGUACAGAAGCAUUUAAAGAGAUGCAGAGACUCAGGUUGCUCAAACUCAAAGGAGUAAAGUUCAAAGGAAACUGCAAACAUAUUUCCAAAAAGUUAAGAUGGUUGUGCUGGCCUGAGUUUCCUCAAGGGGUCAUACCAAAUGAUUUUACUAAAUACCUAGUUGAUGUCGACCUGAGUCAUAGCAAAAUACAAGUUUGGAAUGAUUCCAACAUGCGGCUUGAGAAGUUGAAGUUUCUUAAUCUUGGGUAUUGCCAUCACCUGAAAAGAUCUCCAAACUUUUCAGAACUCCCAAAUCUCGAGAAACUGUUACUUAAUGACUGCCAGAGUUUUUCCGAGGUUCACCCUUCCAUAGUACAACUGAAGAACCUUAAGUAUUUAUCCCUUGCGAACUGCAAUCUAAGAGAUGAUGCACUUCCUAAGGAUCUUGGGGGUCUAUCUUCUUUAGACGUUUUAGACAUAAGAGGCAAUUGUUUUUAUGGGCUACCUAACCUCAGCAGCCUUUCCAAGCUUCAAACUUUACAAUUGAAUAAUUGUACAAACCUUCGGGUGAUCCCAGAUUUACCAAAAAAAUUGGAAAUCCUGGAGGCAGAUGAGUGCAUUGCAUUGGAAAAAAUGCCAGAUUUUUCAGAUCUGUCGAGUAUGAGGGAAUUGCAUCUGAAUCACUCCCCCAAACUCACUGAGAUUCCAGGCUUGGAUAAGUUGUCAAACAUCAUGACAAGGAUUCAUAUGGAAGGGUGCACCAAUCUCACUGCUGCUUGUAAGGAAAUAAUCCUGCAGCUCCCGUCUCUCUCUCUCCCUCCCUCUCCUUUAUUUGCACAUAAAUACAACAACAACAAGGCCUUAUCCACUAAGGGGAGUCGGCUGUAUGAAUCCUAGAAUGCCAUUGCGUUUGGUUCUGUGCCACGUCUUCCGUUAGAUUCAAGUACUCCAAG
Messenger RNA from Pyrus x bretschneideri (Chinese white pear), 2659 nucleotides. RefSeq names its product disease resistance protein RUN1-like. Gene Ontology annotation, molecular function: protein binding; ADP binding. The record is from RefSeq and is a predicted model, not a curated record. The coding region runs from base 69 to 2603 and encodes 844 amino acids. The transcript is spliced from 4 exons. Gene Ontology annotation, biological process: defense response; signal transduction. NCBI's taxonomy places the organism in Eukaryota, Viridiplantae, Streptophyta, Magnoliopsida, Rosales, Rosaceae.